Ceutorhynchus assimilis (cabbage seed weevil) is the source of this 1559-nucleotide messenger RNA. NCBI's taxonomy places the organism in Eukaryota, Metazoa, Arthropoda, Insecta, Coleoptera, Curculionidae. The record is from the annotation of a GenBank genome assembly.
GUUCGGCCAUCUUGCUUUUAAUUUUUUUCUUGUGUAUUGUAUACGUUUUCGCUUGUGAAGACUUGAGGACUCUUCAUUAUUUAACACCUCGUCUAUUUGGGUUUUCCAAUCUUUCGUUCGAAAAGAAAAUUUGUGCAUGUCAAGAACCAUUUCACCUAGUUUCUUCCCAACUAUUUCUUAAAGUGACCUGGUCUCAGCAUGGCAGCGAAAACUCAAAAUGCCCCCUUUGAGGACCUCUCGAACGUUGAGUUCGAAACCAGUGAAGAUGUCGAAGUUAUUGAUACAUUCUCCAGUAUGCACCUCAAAGAGGAACUUACAAGGGGAAUCUAUGCAUAUGGUUUUGAAAAGCCUUCAGCAAUCCAACAGAGAGCCAUCAAACCCAUCAUGAAAGGCAGAGACGUAAUCGCACAAGCCCAAUCCGGAACUGGUAAAACGGCCACAUUCUCCAUUUCGAUUCUGCAGUCUAUAGAUUUAACCAUGCGGGAAACGCAAGUACUUUGCCUGUCGCCCACAAGAGAAUUGGCUGUACAAAUUCAAAAAGUCAUUCUGGCUCUCGGCGAUUUUAUGAACGUGCAGUGCCAUGCUUGUAUCGGUGGUACUAAUCUUGGUGAAGAUAUCAGGAAAUUGGAUUAUGGACAACAUGUUGUUAGUGGGACUCCAGGAAGAGUCUAUGAUAUGAUUCGUAGAAGAGCUUUACGUACAAGAGGGGUAAAAAUGUUAGUCCUUGACGAAGCAGAUGAAAUGUUGAAUAAAGGCUUCAAAGAACAAAUUUACGAUGUGUACCGAUUUUUACCACCAUCCACACAAGUUGUACUUAUUUCUGCUACCCUACCUCACGAAAUUCUGGAAAUCACAUCAAAAUUCAUGACAGAUCCAAUUCGUAUUUUAGUAAAACGUGAUGAAUUGACAUUGGAAGGAAUCAAACAAUUCUUUGUGGCUGUAGAAAGAGAAGAAUGGAAAUUUGACACAUUGUGUGACUUGUAUGAUACUUUGACUAUAACACAAGCUGUUAUUUUUUGCAAUACCAAAAGGAAGGUCGAUUGGCUGACUGAAAAAAUGAGGGAAAACAAUUUUACUGUUAGUGCUAUGCACGGUGACAUGCCUCAAAAAGAGAGAGAUAAUAUUAUGAAGGAGUUUAGAUCAGGACAGAGUCGUGUUUUGAUUACUACUGAUGUAUGGGCAAGAGGUAUUGAUGUACAGCAAGUCAGUUUGGUAAUCAACUACGAUUUGCCAAACAAUCGUGAGUUGUACAUUCACAGGAUCGGUAGGUCUGGUCGUUUUGGACGUAAAGGUGUUGCAAUUAAUUUUGUAAAGUCUGACGAUAUCAGAAUUCUCAGGGAUAUCGAACAAUAUUAUUCGACGCAGAUUGACGAGAUGCCCAUGAAUGUUGCUGAUCUUAUCUAAGUAAUUUAUUUAUAAAAAAGUUUUCUUAUAUUGAAUUAAGAAUAUCUCCAAUCAUUUUGUUAAUUUCUUUAUAUAAAAUAUUUUUUUUUGUACAAUAAGGCUUGUCAAAAUAAAAUUAUAACUUCCUUUUUAUAUUAUUUUUUGUUCCCAUUUCA